UUUUAAAAUUAAUAAAUAUCUCAUUACAGAAACCACUGAGUGUGGCGUGUGCGUGCGUAAAACGCGUGUAUAUGCGUAUUGCGUAUAUGUGUGUAGAGAAGUAUACGAGGACCUGACCGUGGGAAAAUGGCGGAACCAGAGUUCAUCCAGAGUAAACCUGAAGGAGAAGAAACAAACCCGUCCUGCUCUCCAGAUCCUGGAACAACCCUAAGUAAAGGAGAACCCGUCCGCUCUGAUCGUCCGUCCAGUGGGACGAAUAGAGCCUCAAGUAGUUCAAGUCGAUCCAGUGAUAGACCUUCCAGUGGUACAAGUCGUUUAAGUGAUCGGACAGGAAGUAGCGCGAGCAAAGCGAGUCACUGUGCUCACAGUAGAACCAGCAGUAGUAGCUCAGGGGACGGACUUCUUCUGUCUGUAUCUGCCCUGGCUAGAGCAGGUGGGCGUGGCACAGGACAAGACACUGAGGGAGGGACUAGACACGCCCCUGAGCCAGACAAGGCGGAACUAGGAGGCUCCGAGCAGUCUUAUAAUUCAUUAGAUUCCGAGCAUUCAUGUACCUGUAGUGGAGGGGAGGGAAUGGGUCAGCGUGAAGGGCGGCCAACCCCUCCUGUGGCAGAACGUGAGGAACCUGAAGGACUGGAGGAGGGNCGAAAAUAA
Messenger RNA from Eurytemora carolleeae, 654 nucleotides. RefSeq lists its product as uncharacterized. NCBI's taxonomy places the organism in Eukaryota, Metazoa, Arthropoda, Copepoda, Calanoida, Temoridae. The record is from RefSeq and is a predicted model, not a curated record. The transcript has 3 exons. The coding region runs from base 127 to 654 and encodes 175 amino acids.